CGGUGCUCAGGGUCGUGCGCGUGUCACCGUCUCACAGCAUAAAGGCGAGGUUCACAGCUUCAAAACUUGCGAUACAUGGCAUGGAGGAGGCAGCGGGCAGCCGCAGUCCGACGUGUGCUAAGUUAGGCGGAGGAGCUGCAAAACACGGUCUGAACCCGAGCUGAAUGAAGCGAGUCCUCGUCUAGGCUGUUCCGAGCGCCGUGCUUUUUUCCCCUCCUUCCCUUUUCCAUUUCUAAUUUCCUUCUCGGUGAAAUCUGACACAUCAGCGGCUCGCUCGAGUUUGUAGACUGGUAGAUUUAUGCUAAUUGGCCCGCGUGCUUCGCGAUCGCAGGCGGUAUCAGGAGCGAACACACUCGGCUGAAAACUGUGGCGUUUUUAGAUGCCUUCAAGUUUGUGAGCGAGAGGGACACCCCCCUCGUCCUCCACCUCCUCCUCCAAACCCCGUUUUUUCACACGAGGGACAGACACACCGACAUCACCGCCAUCCUCUGCUGUAUGAAACGGACCAGUGUCGGGAAGGAAACAAAAAAAAGAAGUGGUCAAAGAUUUGACGGGAAUCAUGGCAGCUACUUUAUCAGCGGAGGAAGAGCAGGCUACCAGGCAGUUUCUGGAGGAAAUCAACAAGUGGACCAGUCAGCAUGGAGUGUCUCCGCUGUCCAGGGAAUUGGCCGUCAAGUUCCUCAUGGCUCGCAAGUUUGACGUCCUCCGAGCCAUCGAGCUGUUCCACAGUUACAGGGAAACGCGUCUUAAAGAAGGAAUUGUCAGACUUCAGCCUCAGGAGGAGCCUCUGCGGUCCGAGCUGCUCAGUGGAAAGUUCACUGUGUUGAGUGUACGAGACCCGUCAGGGGCCUCCAUCGCCUUGUACACAGCCAAACUGCAUCACCCCAACAAGACAGGCAACCAUGUGGUGCUUCAGGCCCUCUUCUACCUCCUGGAUCGGGCUGUGGAAAGCUUCGAGACUCAGAGGAAUGGCUUAGUGUUCAUCUAUGACAUGGCAGGCUCCAACUACACAAACUUUGAGCUGGACCUCAGCAAGAAGAUUCUCAACUUGCUCAAGGGGGCGUUCCCUGCCAGGCUGAAGAAGGUGCUGAUCGUAGGUGCCCCGGUGUGGUUUCGAGUGCCCUACAAUCUGCUCAGCCUGCUUCUCAAGGAGAAACUGAGGGAGAGGGUUCAAAUGGUAAAAAUGGCCGAGCUGCGCCAGCACCUCCCCAGAGACUGUCUCCCUCAGCACCUUGGUGGCCUGCUGCCUCUGGACGCGUACAGCUGGAACCAGCAGCUACUGGCGGGCCAGAAUGGCAGAAUAGACCCUGUGGAUGAAUUGGUGGGCAUCCCCUUUGAAGAUGCCUCCAUUCACGUCCCCGGACCAGAGUCCAUGCGCCCGCAGGAGCUGUUGACGCACCUCGGCAGGCUACAGCGCUCGGGCAUCCAUCAGGAGUAUGAGGAGCUACGCAAAGAAGCACCACCCGGAACCUUCCACUGUGCACAAGCAGCCUACAAUCAGGAGAAGAAUCGCUACGGUGACGUGUUGUGCCUUGAUCAGACGAGAGUUCGUUUGAAACCCAGAAAGAAUGAGAGAUCAGACUACAUCAAUGCGAGUUUCAUGGACGGCUACAAACAGAAGAAUGCCUACAUUGGUACUCAAGGACCACUAGACAGGACCUACGGUGAUUUCUGGAGGAUGGUUUGGGAACAAAAUGUCCUUGUUAUUGUCAUGACAACCAGGACCGACGAAGGCAGUCGGAGAAAGUGUGGGCAGUACUGGCCUCUGGAGGAAGGUGGACAGGAGGUCUAUGGCCACAUAGCAGUAGUGAACCAGAGGGUGGACCGCCAUAGCCACUACAACCACACCACUCUUGAACUGCACAACACUGAGACAUGUGAACAGAGACAAGUGAGUCAUUUCCAGUACCUCAGCUGGCCCGACUAUGGCGUCCCCACCUCAGCAGUGACUCUGAUUGACUUCCUGGGAGCUGUGAAGAGACAACAGAGAAAAAUGGUCAAGGCUCUGGGAUCUCAGUGGACAGGCCACCCGCUGGGACCGCCAAUGGUGGUCCACUGUAGUGCAGGGAUUGGGAGAACAGGUACCUUCUGUGCCCUGGACAUCUGUCUGUCCCAGCUACAGGACGUAGGCUCACUUAACGUGUGCCAGACAGUACACCGCAUGAGAACACAGAGGGCCUUCAGCAUUCAAACCCCAGACCAGUACUACUUCUGCUACAAUGCCAUUUUGGAGCACGCCCAAAGACAGGGCCUCAUCCCAGCCAAUCAGUGAGCUUCAGCCAUGACCUUCCAAACCAGUCCAUGAGCCCUGUGAUUCCUGCAGUCAAGUCUGUUAGCCCCAAGCCAUGUUUUGUGACCAGUUAGCCCAGGAAAAGAAACUUCCUCACAGAUGCUGUCUUUACAAAAGAUAAAAAUAAAAACUAGGCCAUAGUUUUUUGGCAGACCAAGACUGUGAUGAUGAAAGGCUUGAUUGUUGACAUAGUGUUUUUAAUGAUGACAUUUCUGGCAAUGUGACGUUUUUGUUUAUUUGCUGAACAUGUCUCCAAAAAUGCACGUCAUUGUGGAGAAACUGCUCAGCACAGCACAGUGGUGUUGCAUGCAUGAGAUUGGGUCCAAGAUCAUCUUUUUUUCUUUUCUUUUUUUUCUUUUUUCCCAAAAAUAGUUUAUUCCAUUGAACCUUUUAACAUGGACACAGUCCAAAAAACUGCUCUUUCAUUUUCCUUAACUGCUGCUGUAGUGUUUCAUAAGUGUUUCUUUGCCAUAAUAAAUGCCACCUCGGAUGAGACGGAACUGUGGCUGCUAUCUUGUUUCAUGUGUUCUUGGACAAAUUGUUCUCAGUGCGGUUGGGAAAUGAGAUCUUGACGUUGUUGUCAUUUUUGGGGUAAAAUUGCUUGAACCAUUACCAUGGCUGUUCACUUUGGAAGCGUGUCUAUGUUGAGUAACAGUGUGUCGUGAUAAAUGUUUGAGCUUUGGGAGAGUCAGAUUGGGAUAUUUUUCCACCACUGUCCUUUCUCACGUGUAGACCUCAGGAGGGGGGGGGGUGCUUAUACCACUGGAACUUCGGUUUAGGCAUGCAGAGCGUGCUUUAGGUAAAUGCAGUGGGAAAACUGAUUGUGCUUUUUCACUGACUUUCUAAUUGGGAGCCGGCAGGCUAAAGACCGACUAAUGACCGAUUUGGCUGCGGACGUUGUUGGUGAAAACAGCAAUGGAUGGUACGAGCUACUUUUGCAUAGUCUCAGGAGUGUCAUACCAAACACGAAGUGAAACCACAGUCAGGAUAGAAGCAGUUUCAUUCCAUCAAUGUAUUCUCCUCCAGCCCAAAUAAGUAAAGCACAUCCAAAAUGAAUCCUCUCAAAUCCCAAAUGGCAUUAUUCAUUUCAGUCCAUGAGCGUGCCUUCCCCCCCCCUUCGCUUAUAGUGAGGUGGGCCAUUGAGCUUUCAUUAUUGUAGGAAUGUAUUCCUAAGCCCCCCACAUGCAUCUUCACACACUUGCUUAGAGCAGCCCAUGCUGCAGUUACUAUGCCAUUUAAGCAUGCAUCUGUACAUCAGUUAAGACCUCAUGAGUAGUGCAAUACUUUUUUUCUUUAAAAAAAACAAAAACAUGUCUUAGCACUUUGAAAUAACUAUUCCCAACAUGCUCUGAGAUUGGUCGUUAUGGCAACGGGAUUGGAGGAGGAAAAACUUAAUUCUUUUGCUCUACACGUGAUGCUGGGAUAACUUGAUUGUUAUUGUAAAUUUAGUGAUGCUUAAAUAUAAACCAUUUACUGUAAAAUGAAUACAAAUCUGCAUAGUGCUUUACUGGGACAAACCGAGCUGAUUUUUACUGGGAAAACCAGACGGCGACGGUAGAAUAGUUGAACCAAGCACAAAUCUGUGCCUACAUCUUAUGAAGUCCUUCUGGGCCAUGUGAGCAUCAGAAACUUAAGUAUAAUUUUCAUUAUUAUUGUUGCUUUCAGUUCUCCAGACUGUGGAUGUAAUCUGUGCUUUCAUUUGGUCCCAGUAUCUUGCCAUCAUUAUUAUUAUUGAGUACAUGUACAAAAACUGUUAUGUUUAUGCGUUGGGGCAGGGAAGGGGGGGGGUGUUCUUUGCUACAGAAUUCAUAUUGAAUUUGCUUGUAGUGAAGUUUGGUUUGUUUUGUUUUUUUUGUUUUUUUUCUGUCUGCCAUCCUUGUGUGUACUUUUUUUUUUUUUUUUUUUUUUUUUUUUUGUAGACUUUUCCUUUCAAUGAUGAACACAAAAAUGUGCGCUAUUUUAUUUUUCUAUUAUUCAACAGCUGUUUUCAUACGAUUAGCUAGGAUUAUACAAUUAUCUACAUUAAUUUUAUAUUUGUUCUGUUAUAACCUGUUUAUCAUUCGUAUGACUAGUGAUUAAAGUUAUACUGUAUUAAAUAAAAAAACCUAUGCCAACCUGUGUCUUUGUACAGGCGGUGUGUUUCUUGGCUUUCAAAGCUGCACUUUUACUG
This is a messenger RNA of Pelmatolapia mariae (spotted tilapia), 4460 nucleotides long. RefSeq names its product protein tyrosine phosphatase non-receptor type 9a (gene ptpn9a). Gene Ontology annotation, molecular function: protein tyrosine phosphatase activity. The coding region runs from base 560 to 2272 and encodes 570 amino acids. The transcript has 13 exons. NCBI's taxonomy places the organism in Eukaryota, Metazoa, Chordata, Actinopteri, Cichliformes, Cichlidae. The record is from RefSeq and is a predicted model, not a curated record. Gene Ontology annotation, biological process: protein dephosphorylation.